GUUAGAAGUCAUAUAGCCUAGCAGUAUUUCUCACUCUUCAGUCCUCUCUUCAUGACAGUAGACCGGUUUCGCUCAGUGGAACCCCAGUUAGAGACAGAUAUGAUACCUGCAGUGAUAUUGAUGAUCCUGUUCUGGUGUACAGAUCUCCAGGCUCAAAGCGUCAGUCCACCAGCUGAACUCUCAGUCAGACUGGUGAAUGGGACCACUUCCUGUUCUGGGACAGUGGAAGUCUUCAAUGAAGGAGAGUGGUCAGGUCUAUGUACUAGGUGGUGGAGCAUGAGAGAGGUUAAGGUUGUGUGUAGAGAGCUGGACUGUGGAAACCCUGUAUCUGAAUCUAGAGGACCUCUGGUUGAAGAUGGAAGAAGAGGAGUCAGACUAUUUAGUAGUUGCUAUGGAAAUGAGUCUUCUAUUAGACAGUGUGACAUCAUAGAAGUAAGACCUGGUGUCUGUAUUGGUGGAUAUUAUCAUCAUGUGACCUGUUCAGAGUCUGUGCGGCUUGUGGAUGGAGCUGGUCUCUGCUCUGGGAGAGUGGAGGUGAAGUCCAAUCAGUCCUGGGCCUCAGUGUGUGAAGCUGACUUUGACCGGCAGGAUGCAGAGGUAGUCUGUGGGGAGCUUGGCUGUGGGGCUCCUGCAGCUCUACAGGGGGGGCUCUAUGGAGAAGGUGGGGGUCAGACCUGGGAUAAAGAGUUCCAGUGUAAAGGCAAAGAGUCCCUUCUCCUGGACUGUGACACCUCAGACAGAGAAAACAACACCUGUCUACCUGGUAAUGCUGUUGGACUCACCUGCUCAGAGCCUGAUGAUGUGAGGCUGGUGGGAGGAGGCAGUCGCUGUGCUGGUGGAGUGGAGCAGUACGACCAGGGAGAGUGGAGGACUGUGGGAGCUAGAGACUGGGAGGAUGUAGCUGCAGUAGUGUGUAGACAGCUGGGUUGUGGCUCCACUGUUUCAGUUCUACCUGGAAACACCACUAGAUGGUUUGGAGUUUCCUGUUCUGGCUCUGAGUCUGUACUGAGGGAGUGUUCCAGAAUUUAUGAUCUCUAUUCUGGAUUCACAGUGAUCUGCUCAGAUCUCCUGGUCCAGCCUGAUAUCUCCCUGACUGACUCAAUGGGAGGGGUCUCCAGGGGCCACCAGGGGCCCGAGAUGUUCAGGGGCUACAGCUUCACCAUCACCUGCUCCACUCAGCCACAGUACCCAGGAGGCUCCUUCCUCCUCACGUUCACCGGCUCCAAAAUAUCCCAGACCCAGCCAGCUGUCAAUCACUCUGCUGCCUUCCUCUUCCCUGCUGCAGAUGACUCCCACCAAGGGAACUACAGCUGUGUUUAUGACAAUCAUGUUUUCUCUCAUGACUUCUCCUCUGAGAGUGAGCUCCUCUCCCUCACCAUCACAGCCUCUCCUCUGCCAGCCUUCAUCAUCAGACACGUUGUAGUGGUGCUGAUGCUACUGACAGCCAUCACCACCUCCUACCUGUACUACAAGCCCACCAGGAGGCAGAAGAGAGUGAACAGGGUGAGCAGCAUGGAUCUUUAUGUCAAUGCCAUGGAGAUGGUCUCUCUGAGCUCCAGAGCUGAAGCUGGACCGGGAGAGGAGAGAGCAGCCCAGGGGACGGAGUAGGAGUAGAAUGAAGCUGACCCUACAUGCUGAUCUUAGGUCAGUUUUGUGUUUUAAAUGGAUGGUCAGCAAUGGACUGGUGUUUAAAAUGUUGUGACAAACCUGAAGUGGUUCUAAUUUUAAUAACAAGUUCAGAAUUAGUUUAUCUUUCUAGGACCUUAGAAG
This is a messenger RNA of Salmo salar (Atlantic salmon), 1770 nucleotides long. The record is from RefSeq and is a predicted model, not a curated record. Lineage: Eukaryota; Metazoa; Chordata; Actinopteri; Salmoniformes; Salmonidae.